Messenger RNA from Diospyros lotus (date-plum), 2887 nucleotides. Its product is annotated as protein DWD HYPERSENSITIVE TO UV-B 1. Gene Ontology annotation, molecular function: protein binding. Bases 262 to 2553 code for a protein of 763 amino acids. Gene Ontology annotation, cellular component: Cul4-RING E3 ubiquitin ligase complex. The transcript has 10 exons. NCBI's taxonomy places the organism in Eukaryota, Viridiplantae, Streptophyta, Magnoliopsida, Ericales, Ebenaceae. Gene Ontology annotation, biological process: cellular response to UV-B. The record is from RefSeq and is a predicted model, not a curated record.
ACCGUCGUAACGGCUCCAUUUCUUCGCAUGGAGGCUAUAAAUUGCGUCUCACUCGAAUCUCAAUCCGUUCGCAUCCUGUUCUGCGACAGUUUCUCUUUCGUGCUCGAUCGUCGUGUUUGUGCAGGGUGUACGCGUUCAUGUGUAAUUUAUGUAUCGAUGGGAGAAAUUAGGGUUUGUUUCUAUUGAAUCGCGAGCGCAUAGAGAAGAGAGGGGGAGAGAGCCUCGAUCACCGAGUGGUAGAACGAUUGGAUAAACGUCGCCAUGGACAAUUGUGUUCCUGGAUCAAUUGAGGAUUCCAGGUUUCUGCCCCGCUUUCAACAGUGGUAUAUCGAUCGUUGCAGGAGGCAUGGGGUGCUACCUAACAGAACACUUCUCUCAGCUUUCUUCAGGGCUGCAGUUAGGAAAGCCCGCCACCAGCUUUGUAGACUUGUGGUUUUCUUGGAUGACCUGAAAGAUGCUGAUUUUCUUCCACUUCUUGAUAUAUUUCUGGAAAUUGACUCUUCUGAGAUUGAUGAAGUUGAUAUACUUCAUGAGUCAUCAUGUAACCUGAAUGGGGAGCGUGUUUUAUUGUUGUUACGUGCAAUCAAACAAAAACUUCGAGUUGUUGAUCUCUUGGAUUUGCCCUUUGGAAAGGACUUUUUGGGGGAUCUCUCUCAAAGAGGCUUGACAUGCCAAUUAUUGAACUUGAGGUCUUCCCAUUUCCGGAAGCUGAAUAUGGUUGGGAAGUUUAUGCAGUUGCGCACCCUGAACCUGGAUUUCAGCACUUCCCUUACUAGUUUCCAGGAGGAUUGCUUUACUUGCAUGCCAAAUCUGAAGUUCCUGUCAUUAUGUGAGACAAGAAUUGCAAAUCUUUGGACAACUACUUCUGCACUAUCAAAGCUUCCUUCUUUAAUGGAACUCUGCUUUCAAAACUGUUUGCUGUGUGAUGACACAGGGCCUUGUCUUGCAUCGCCUGGCGGGAAGAGUAUUGAUUUCUUAGAUCACCGUGGAGAACCUAGCCCAUUGGAGGUGUUGUCUGAUGCAAUGCCUGGGUGGAAUGGGCUGGUUGAUCUGCAAAAUGAGCAGGUAUCUUUGGGGAUUAAGGUGAUGCAAGAUGAAGAGUCCUCCAGUUUGUCUAAACCUGUACAUACUUCAUCUAUUGUGCCAAAAGAGUACAUCUUCUAUCAUCCUUCACCUAUAUGCUAUGAGAAACAUUAUAGAGAGUUCGUAAUAGCUUCAUUAGCUGGUUUGAGAGUUCUUGAUAACUUGCCUAUUAAGAAGGUUGACCGGGAGAAAGCUAAUAUUGUCUUUUCUCAUCAUUUUGAACGCCUACCAUACAGAAGGAAAAAUAAAGAGAAUGUUGUAAGUAUCCUACAGAGCCGUGAAAAUAGAGCAAGCUGUACUCACAUUCAAAAUAGCAGACGGAGUGCAUCUCACAUUUCAGCAAAGUCUCAAUAUUUUUACUCCAGAUCACUUUCUGCUGCAAAAGUGGGUGCUUCUACUUGGGCUCUCUUGCAUCCACUUUCUAUUUUGGGCAGAACAUCAGGAGCUGAAAGUUUUCGCCCCCGGCAGUUUGAGUACCAUCCUACUGAUGCAAGCCUUAUGGCUUUUGGUACUCUGGAUGGUGAAGUAGUUGUCAUCAAUCACGAGAAUGAGAAUCUUGUUAGUUAUAUCCCCUCACUUGGAGCAAUGUCUAGUGUACUGGGACUGUGCUGGCUCAAAACAUAUCCCUCCAAGUUAAUUUCUGGUUCAGACAAUGGUUCACUGAAGUUGUUUGAUAUCAAGAGUAUUCCUUCAAGAAAUGAACAAAUCUGUUCCCGUGCUCAUUCUGUUACCUUUGAUGAGUUUGAUCAUUUGACUUCUGUUCAUGUCAACUCAACGGAUGAAUGGUUUCUUGCUAGUGGAUACUCAAGGAACGUUGCUUUGUAUGACAUUUCCAGUGGAAGACAAUUGCAAGUGUUCACAGACAUGCAUCAAGAACACAUUAAUGUUGUUAAGUUUGCAAACCAUUCUCCUUCAAUUUUUGCCACUUCAUCAUUUGAUAAGGAUGUUAAGAUGUGGGAUUUAAGACAGAAACCAAUUUUCCCCUGCUACACUGCAUCAAGCUCUCGAGGAAAUGUUAUGGUCUGCUUUUCCCCUGAUGACCAUUAUCUUCUCGUCUCAGCUGUUGACAAUGAGGUUAAACAACUACUGGCUGCUGAUGGGAGGCUCCACCUAGAUUUUAAUAUAGGUUCAACAGGAAGCUCACAAAAUUAUACCCGUUCUUAUUACAUGAAUGGAAGAGACUAUAUUGUCAGUGGAAGUUGUGAUGAAAAUGUAGUCCACAUUUGUUGCUCUCAAACAGGAAGACGACUCAGGGAUUUAUCAUUGGAGGGUAAAGUUUCAGGAACCUCAAUGUUUGUGCAGUCUUUGAGGGGUGAUCCUUUCAGAGACUUUCAUAUGAGCGUUCUAGCAGCCUACAUACGCCCAAGCUCCAAAUUUGAGAUCGUGAAGGUGAACUUGAUGGCCUCCAAUGGCCAUACCAAAGAAUACUCUGAUGAUCAGCAUUCUUUAUCCUACAGUAUGGGAGGCUGAUCCCUGUACUGAAACUGCACACAAAAUAUUAUUGUAUCUUUUUAUACUUAUAUGUAAUAUAUUAUAUAACUUUGAUCCUUAUAUGUAAUUAUUAUAUCUAAAAAAUUAGGUAAUAUAUAUUUUUUUAGGUUUACUGGAUGUUUGUAUAUCUUUUUUAUUUUUGGGUGCAUAAGCAAUUUUUGGUUAAUUUUUAAGCAAAAAGACAAAAAAAAAGAAAGAAAAAAUGGUGCCAGAACUCCCUUGGACCUAAAUUUGGGUUGAAUUGGCUUCGGCCCAAUCGGGAGAGUUUUUAUUCAUUACCUAUAUAUAAUAAAAAAAAAAUACUAUACAUUCA